GGAGAGAAGGAACAAAACGACGAGGAGGAUAGGGACGAAGAGGACGACAAGGAGGACGAGGAGGAGGAGAAGGAGGAGGAGGAGGAGCGAGCGUCCCAAAAAGAAAGGUGCCACCUCACGCACCCGCCCCGCGCGCGCCCGCCUCGGAGCCUCUCGAGGCCUCGGUGCCGACGUCCACGUGGUCGCUGGUGUAAUUAGGUGAAAUUGCAUGUGUAAUUUAACCGCCCCUGUUCAGGUCGUCGGUCUCCUGGGCCUCUCCUUACCAGUCGGUGGCACCUGGUGCACUUCGCCUACUCUGCACCUUCUGGCCGCCUGAUGCCCCGCCCGCCCGCGCCCUGUCUCCCCAAUUAGGGCUUCGCGCGCCCCGCCUAGCUCUUCACCGGAAGGGGCCCGCUCUCGACCCGCCGACCAAAAACUGUUCAGGCAGUCGGUCCAGCCGUCGACACCGACGCGGUCGGAGGUGCCGUCGAGAGACGGGCGCGAGCAGAUGGCCGCCCUCGUGGGCGGCGGCGUCGGAGGUCCAGCCGUGCACGUCGAGCGUGGGCGCCUGGGGGGCUGAAGCAGGGCACCCGGGAGGACGCUGCGGCACGCGACGACAAAGCAGCCGAAGGACAGGAGCCCGACGAACGGGGAGACUCCAGAUUGAAGGGGCCCCCAGACACACAAAUAAAUACACACAAAUAAAAGGAUCCCCCAUAUUUUCCCAUGUUUUCUGGGUUUUUGUCUUCCCCCCCACUUCCCAUGUUUUCACAUAUUCUCUGGGGAAUCGAGGAUUAAUUGUGUCUGCGUGUUUCUUUCCCUCCUGACAGAUGAAGUCGCUGUUGGGGCCACUCUUGAUGCACAGGCUGCCCGGCUGCGCCAGUAGUCGCCGAGGUCCAGCGUAGGGGAACGCAGCGAACACGACCUCUGCCUACAGGAAUCCACAUACGAGCAUCCUGGAGCUCACAGUCCUGGCACUCCGUCUCGCUAUACAGGUCGAGCAGUUCAUCUUCGCAGCUCUUGCACUCGAGCUCGCCGCGACGGCCAUCUGACUCGCAGUCCUCGAAAUCAAGCGCCAGACCACCAGCUGGAGCGACAGCCCGAUCACAGUCAGCAGCGGCAGCACAAGCGAAAAUGCAAGGAGCGAUAUGACCAGCCGCCCGCAGAUGCCUUUGAGCCUCCGCAAGAGCGAGCGAGCCUUCAAUGUCUAGUACUACCACAAUCAAGCGCACGUGCCCUGCAUUGAUCGCCUCAGGCGCCAGCGUGGAUACAUGGCUAAAACGACAGGCGCUGCCGCGGGCGCAUUCAGGAGAGAACCGGCACGCCGACUCAGUGCGGACGCGCGGCCCGCCAUCCAGCGCCUUCACGCAAAAGAAAUCGAGACUCUGGGCCGCACCCCCUCAAACGUCUUGAACGAGAGGACGGAAACCAGAACCAGCCGAAACACGACCAUGAAAUUCAGCGCACUCCUGGCGUGGAGGAUCAGGCUCAGGAUGACGGAGAUCACGAACGCGAGGGUCACCCGCUGGAUGUCGAGAAGCAUCGUCACCGCGAGAAUCAUCACAGAUGUAGGGUCCGUGGGCAACACCACCAGAAACGUCUUGAACGAUCGCAUGGACAUCAGAACCAGUCAGAGCAAUAACAUCAGCUUCAUCACGCACAUGGCGUGGAGGGUCUGUCUCAGGAGGUCGGACCUCAGGAACGCGAGCAGCACCCGCAGGGCGACGGCGACGGCGCCUAGGGCGUCGGCGGUGUCCAGGCAGGUCGCCCGGGCGCGCAGGAAAACAAAACCAAAUAUCAGGUGGGCCCAACGCCUGCGGCGUGCGGGCAGCAGCAGCAUCCUCAAGGCCACCAGAUGGCCGAGAGCUCCCAAUAGCCAGAAUCGGCAGAAAGAACGGGGUAGCCGAAGCACGAAGAUUUGACAUGUCAUCAGUUUGCGUCGAGCUCGAAAUCAGACUGGCGGUCUGAGUGGACGUAGUAGCCAAAGAGCCCCGCGCACGAGAGUACCGUUGAGGACGAGAGAAGAAGACCAGCCAGCAGCGGCGGAACUGCCCAUGCUUGGCCGCGUUCGCCGCGGAUUUGACCUUGCAGCAGCACCAGUACAGACGCGGCCAUAGGUAUGCCUCCGUCGCACGGAGAGCAGCGCUGGUGGACCCGAAUUCGGUAUCGAACCACACGACGAUCACCAGCUGCAAAGAGACCUGCACGGCGACCAGACCGAGGCGGACCAGGAGAGCGAUGAACAUGAACGAGAGCCGGCCGACAUGGCGCGCGCGCGGCCCACAGUAGCGCAUCAGGCAAGCCUGGCUUGAGCCAAAAUGGCU
Messenger RNA from Prorocentrum cordatum, 2303 nucleotides. The record is from the annotation of a GenBank genome assembly. Lineage: Eukaryota; Dinophyceae; Prorocentrales; Prorocentraceae.